UUUUUUAUUUUCCUCCUUUUCACUUUGCUCUUCUUAGAAGAAAAAUUGAUCCUUUCUCUCUCUACAGCCCCAUUCCUCUCUCUCUCUCUCUAUAUAUAAAUAUAAGUAUACAUUUGUUUAAUUCUUUAAAUGGUUAUUGGUUGUGUAAAUUUUGAUGUGGUGUAAAGUCAAAAACUUUGAGAGAGGAACUGAAUUUGUUUAUUGAAACAACAGGAAGAAUCCUUUUUUUUAACAGAUUCUGGGCUUGAGGAAUCUUGUUGGAAGGUUUAGCUACUCGGGUGUUGUUUUGAAGAGGAAAUUCAGGAGUGUAAUUUGAAUCCUGCUUUGGUCAGGAGUGUAAUCUGAGUCCUGCAUUGGAUUCUGGGUUCAGUUGUAAUUUCGAGAAGAAAUUUUGGUAGAAUUUGCUUUUCUUUGCUUGGCUAAUCUGUAGAUAUGUCUAGUUUUGUUGGUGUUCUUGUCUCUGAUCAAUGGCUUCAAAGCCAAUUCACACAAGUUGAGCUUCGCAGCCUUAAAUCCAAGUUUGUUUCAGUAAAGAACCAAAAUGGUAAAGUCACAGUUGGGGAUUUGCCGUCCUUGAUGGUAAAAUUGAAGGCUUUUAGUACCAUGUUGACUGAGGAUGAGAUUAGGCAGAUAUUGGAUGAAUCCUAUAGUGACAUGAGCAAUGAAAUUGAUUUUGAAACGUUCCUCAGGGUGUAUUUAAAUUUGCAAGGUCAAGCUACAGGAAAAUUGGGUGGUCCAAAAAAUUCAUCAUCCUUCCUAAAGGCCUCCACAACCACUCUUCUUCACACAAUCAGUGAAUCAGAAAAAGCCUCUUAUGUUACACACAUAAACAUUUAUCUUGGGGAUGACCCAUUUUUAAAGCAGUUUCUUCCCCUGGAUCCAACUACGAAUGACCUUUUCAAUCUUGCAAAAGAUGGAGUACUUUUAUGUAAGCUUAUCAAUGUUGCUGUGCCUGGAACAAUAGAUGAACGAGCGAUCAACACAAAAAGGGUACUUAACCCAUGGGAGAGGAAUGAGAACCAUACCCUUUGUCUCAACUCUGCAAAGGCUAUUGGCUGCACAGUGGUAAACAUUGGCACACAGGACUUGGUUGAAGGAAGGCCUCAUCUCUUACUUGGGUUGAUCUCUCAAAUUAUAAAGAUCCAACUGUUAGCAGAUCUCAACCUUAAGAAGACACCUCAGCUUGUGGAAUUGGUGGAGGAUAGCAAUUCAGAUGUUGAGGAACUUAUGGGGUUAGCUCCUGAGAAGGUUCUACUAAAAUGGAUGAAUUUCCAUUUAAAUAAAGCAGGCUAUGAGAAAACUGUUACAAAUUUUUCCUCAGAUGUGAAGGAUGCAAAAGCCUAUGCUUACCUGCUUAAUGUUCUGGCACCAGAGCACUGCAAUCCAUUGACCCUUGAUACUAAGGAUGCUGCCGAAAGGGCUAAACUAGUACUUGACCAUGCAGAGAGAAUGGGCUGCAAACGAUAUUUGAGCCCAAAAGACAUUGUUGAGGGCUCACCAAACUUGAAUCUUGCAUUUGUGGCUCAAAUCUUUCAUCAAAGGAAUGGCCUGAGUACAGAUAGCAAAAAGAUUUCUUUUGCAGAAAGGAUGACUGAUGAUGUGCAAAUUUCCAGAGAAGAGAGAUGUUUUCGACUAUGGAUCAACAGUCUUGGAAUUGAGAGUUAUGUUAAUAAUGUCUUUGAGGAUGUCAGAACUGGAUGGAUACUUUUGGAGGUGCUCGAUAAGGUUUCUCCUGGAUCAGUCAACUGGAAGCAUGCAACAAAACCUCCAAUUAAGUUUCCAUUUAGAAAAGUAGAGAACUGCAACCAAGUGGUAAAGAUUGGGAAGCACUUGAAAUUUUCCGUUGUGAAUGUUGGUGGAAAUGAUAUAGUGCAAGGAAAUAAAAAACUCAUAGUUGCAUUCCUAUGGCAAUUGAUGAGGUUUAAUAUGCUUCAACUUCUGAAGAGUUUGAGAUCCCGCUCCCGAGGAAAGGAGAUAACUGAUGCUGAUAUCAUAAAUUGGGCAAACAGGAAAGUCAGAAGUACAGGAAGAACUACUCAAAUUGAAAGCUUCAAGGAUAAGAGCCUUUCCAAUGGACUGUUUUUCCUUGAGCUUCUAAGUGCCGUGGAGCCAAGAGUGGUGAACUGGAACCUUGUGACUAAGGGUGAAAGUGAUGAGGAGAAGAGGUUGAAUGCAACAUAUAUCAUAAGCGUGGCUCGAAAGAUUGGGUGCUCCAUUUUCUUGUUGCCUGAGGACAUCAUGGAGGUAAACCAGAAAAUGAUCCUCACUCUAACAGCCAGCAUAAUGUACUGGUGCCUUCAACAUGCAGCGGAAGAGGGUGAGACAAUUCUCUCCCCUGCUAAUGGCAACGGUAGUAUCAAUACGCUAGAUGCAUCUCCAGCACCAUCUGUUAGUGGUGAAGACGAAAGCUCCUCGCUGUGUGGUGAGAUCUCAAGCUUAACCAUCGAUGAUGCUGCCUCAGACAUUACAGUCUCAUCUCAAGCCGAGAAUGAAGAUACUCCUGUUGAAUAGUCAAUAUUGAAUUGCAACUAUUUACCUCCCAUACAUGAUCAGGACAGACAGAAGGGAUAAAGAGUGAAUAUGGUUGCAGGCAAGGUAGAGCUUAUGCCCCCAUUAAAUGAAGAAAAAAGGCAGAUGGCGCAUCUACUCAUCCACCAAGACCUGGAAAAGGAUUGCUAUACUUUCUUUCGUUCUUUUAUUCUUUUUCAUUGAAAAGAUAGGGAGGAGGAAAAUUCCUCCCUGAAACACAGUAAAAUGAAAAAAAAAAAAAAGGGUUCUGAACCGGCUACGUUUUUUAAAAAGAAGAGAUGCCGGCGGGGACAUACUUUUUAGUCGUUUAGAUAAUAUUCUUUGACAUUAAUAGCAUAAAUAUCAUAAAUGGUAUACUCUUACUUCUGAAUACUGUUUAUCAAUUCAAAGAUUGGGGCAAGUUUCUUCAAAUUUACAACCAUAUUGGGUUAUAAAUUUGCAGCUUGGAAACAGGAUUCCAGGGGAAAGACACCCCUUUUUCUU
This is a messenger RNA of Theobroma cacao (cacao), 3012 nucleotides long. RefSeq names its product fimbrin-1. The record is from RefSeq and is a predicted model, not a curated record. Gene Ontology annotation, molecular function: actin filament binding. NCBI's taxonomy places the organism in Eukaryota, Viridiplantae, Streptophyta, Magnoliopsida, Malvales, Malvaceae. Gene Ontology annotation, cellular component: actin filament bundle; cytoplasm; actin filament. Gene Ontology annotation, biological process: actin filament bundle assembly; actin filament network formation.